This is a messenger RNA of Elephantulus edwardii (Cape elephant shrew), 3332 nucleotides long. It is a transcript of the gene IPO4, whose product is annotated as importin 4. Gene Ontology annotation, cellular component: nucleus; cytoplasm. The coding region runs from base 84 to 3332 and encodes 1082 amino acids. The record is from RefSeq and is a predicted model, not a curated record. The transcript has 30 exons. Gene Ontology annotation, biological process: protein import into nucleus. NCBI's taxonomy places the organism in Eukaryota, Metazoa, Chordata, Mammalia, Macroscelidea, Macroscelididae. Gene Ontology annotation, molecular function: small GTPase binding; nuclear import signal receptor activity.
CCCUUUCCGGCGGAAGUGGAUGUCAGAGACUCCACGUGCUGUCCCUACCUCUACCGGCUCAGACCCGCGGCUCUGCUGCUGCCAUGGAGCCCACCGGCCUGGAGCAGAUCCUUCGGGAGUUACUACUGCCAGACACCGAACGCAUUCGCCGGGCCACAGAGCAGCUCCAGAUCACCCUUCGGGACCCUGCCUCCCUUUCGGCGCUCUGUGACCUUCUGGCUUCAGCGGCCGACCCUCAGAUCCGUCAGUUCGCGGCUGUGCUGACACGCAGACGACUGAGUACUCGCUGGCGGAGACUCGCCGCGGAACCUAGGGAGAGCCUCAAGUCCUUGGUCUUGACAUCCCUGCAGAGAGAGACUGAUCAUUCUGUGACCCUCAGCCUGGCCCAGCUCACAGCCACCAUUUUUCGGAAGGAAGGUUUGAAGGCCUGGCCUCAGCUCAUGGAGCUCCUUCAACACAGUACCCAUAGCUCUCACAUCCCAGAGAAAGAGAUGGGAUUUUUGUUACUGAGUGUGGUGGUGACCUCCCAACCUGAUGCUUUCCAAACUCAUCACCGGGAGCUUCUUCGACUUCUGAAUGAGACCCUUGGUGCAGUGGGCUCCCCGUGCCUACUCUUCUAUUCCUUGCGAACUCUGACCUCCAUGGCCCCCUUCCUUGGCACUGAUGAUGUGCCUCUUGCACGGAUGUUGGUGCCCAAGCUUAUCAUGGCUGUGCAGACCCUAAUCCCCAUAGAUGAGGCAAAGGCCUGUGAGAGCCUGGAGGCCCUAGACGAGCUGCUAGAGUCAGAGAUGCCCAUCAUCACACCCCACCUCUCGGAAGUCCUUAAUUUCUGCCUGGGGGUUGCUGGAAAUGUGGCCCUAGGUGAUGCAAUACGAGUACGCAUUCUCUGCUGCCUCAGUUUUUUAGUCAAAGUCAAGAGCAAGGCCUUACUGAAGAACCGUCUGUUGCCACCCUUACUGCACACACUUUUCCCCAUUAUGACUGCCGAGCCACCCUUGGGGCAGUGUGAUCCUGAGGACCAGGAUUCAGAAGAGGAUGAGAUGGAGAUGGGGUUGUCAGGAGAGACUCCCAAGCACUUUGCUGUACAGGUUGUGGACAUGCUGGCACUACACCUCCCCCCUGAGAAGCUCUGUCCCCAGCUGAUGCCCAUGUUGGAAGGAGCUCUGCAGAGUGCAAGCCCAUACCAACGAAAGGCUGGGCUCCUGGUACUGGCCGUGUUGUCUGAUGGAGCUGGUGACCACAUCAGGCAGAGACUGCUGGCCCCAUUACUGCAGAUCGUAUGUAAGGGCCUGGAAGACCCAUCCCAUGUUGUGCGAAAUGCUGCACUUUUUGCCCUGGGCCAGUUCUCCGAGAACCUGCAGCCCCAUAUCAGCAACUAUUCAGGGGAAGUAAUGCCGCUACUCCUUGCCUACCUAAAGUCAGUGCCACCAGGACAUGUACAACACCUAGCCAAGGCCUGUUAUGCCCUGGAGAAUUUUGUGGAGAACCUAGGGUCCAAGGUGCAGCCCUACCUUCCUGAGCUUAUGGAUUGUAUGCUACAGCCUUUGAGGAACCCCAGUAGCCCUCGAGUCAAGGAGCUGGCUGUGAGCGCCCUAGGGGCCAUUGCCACAGCUGCCCAGGCCUCCCUGCUGCCCUACUUCCCUGCUAUCAUGCAAUGCCUGCAGGAAUUCCUCUUGACAGGCCAUGAGGACCUUCAGCCUGUGCAGAUCCAGAGCCUGGAGACGUUGGGUGUGUUGGCACGAGCAGUAGGGGAGCCCAUGAGGCCCCUGGCUGAGGAAUGCUGCCAGCUAGGGCUGGGCCUGUGCGACCAGGUAGACGAUCCUGAUUUGCGGCGCUGCACGUACAGCCUAUUUGCAGCCUUAUCGGGAUUGAUGGGGGAGGGCCUUGCCCCUUAUCUGCCGAAAAUCACCACGCUUAUGCUGUUGUCAUUGCGCUCCACCGAGGGCAUCGUGCCUCAGUAUGAUGGCAGCAGCUCAUUCCUUCUGUUUGACGACGAGCGUGAUGGGGAAGAGGAGGAGGAGGAGGAACUCAUGGACGAGGACAUGGACAACGACGAGGACUCGGAGAUCUCAGGGUACAGCGUGGAGAAUGCCUUUUUCGAUGAGAAAGAAGACACUUGUGCUGCUUUGGGGGAGAUCUCUGUGAACACAAAUGUGGCCUUCCUUCCAUACAUGGAGAGUGUCUUUGAAGAAGUAUUCAGGUUGCUGGAGUGCCCUUACUUCAGUGUUCGGAAAGCAGCGCAUGAGGCCCUGGGUCAGUUCUGCUGUGCGCUGCACAAGGCCUGUCAGAGCUGCCCCUCAGAACCCAACACUGCUGCUCUGCAGGCUGCUCUGGCCCGGGUGGUACCGUCUUAUAUGCAGGCAGUCACUGGGGAACGAGAACGCCAGGUGGUGAUGGCUGUGCUGGAGGCUCUGACCGGUGUGCUGCGCAGCUGUGGGGCCAUUGCCCUGCAGCCUCCCGGGCGCCUUGCUGAGCUCUGCAGUGUGCUCAAGGCUGUACUGCAGAGGAAGAUAACCUGCCAGGACAGUGAUGAGGAUGAAGAGGAGGAUGAGGACCAGGCUGAAUACGAUGCUAUGUUACUGGAAAAUGCAGGAGAGGCCAUCCCUGUCCUGGCUGCUGCUGCUGGAGGAGAUGCCUUUGCCCCCUUCUUUGCUGGCUUCUUGCCACUAUUGCUGUGCAAGACGAAACAGGGCUGUACAGUGGCAGAGAAGUCGUUUGCAGUGGGAACCCUAGCAGAGUCCAUUCAGGGUCUGGGUACUGCCUCAGCCCAGUUUGUGUCUCGGCUGCUUCCUGUGCUGUUGAGCAGUGCCCGGGAGGCAGACCCUGAGGUGCGGAGCAAUGCUAUAUUUGGACUCGGUGUGCUGGCAGAACACGGCGGACGCCCUGCCCAGGAACAUUUCCCCAAGCUCUUGGGGUUCCUGUUGCCCCUGUUAGCACGAGAGCGCCACAUUCGUGUCCGUGACAAUAUCUGUGGGGCACUUGCCCGCCUUCUGAUGGCUAGUCCCACAAAGAAACCAGAACCCCAGGUGCUCGCUGCCCUCCUGCACGCACUGCCGCUGAAGGAGGACUUGGAGGAGUGGGUCACCAUCGGACACCUCUUCACCUUUCUCUACCAGAGUAGCCCUGACCAGGUUGUAGAUGUGGCUCCUGAACUUUUGCGAAUCUGCAGCCAGGUUCUGGCUGACAGCAAGGUCCCAGCAGAUGCCAAGGCCACACUGCUGCUGCUCCUGACCUUCCUAGCCAAACAGCAUGCUGACAGCUUCCAGGCAGCCCUGGGCUCACUGCCUGGUGACAAAGCUCAGGAGCUGCAGGCCGCUUUGGGCCUCACGUAG